AUGCCGGGUUCAUGUUGUUGGAGGAGGAGCAGGGGCUCCUUCGCGUUGCUUUGUCUCGGUGUGCUUGUGUUCCGUGCCGCUCCGGGCCGGGCGGACUGCCGGGCCGCGGGCCUGUGCUGCUCCGGCCGGGACCCGUCCUGCACCAGUGAGGGCUGGAGGGCUGACCGCUCCUACGGCCCCUGCUACUGCGACCAGGCCUGCGUCUCCACCCGGGACUGCUGCCACGACUAUGAGGCCGCCUGUCCCGCGGUGUCCUGCGUGGUGAGCGAGUGGACGCAGUGGUCCGGCUGCGCUGAGCCGUGCAGGGCCACAGUUCGCCGGCGGAGCAGGGUCAUUGUGCAGGAGCCGCUCAAUGCUGGGAAACCCUGUCCCCAUCUGGAGGAGCACGCUGGCUGUGCAGAGUACUGGUCGAACCAAGGGAACUGUCACAGCUCACUGGUUCCAGCUCUUAUAACCACAGGUGGCUAUGGCAACACCAGGAAGAAAAGAGACCUCCUCCUCGACAGUGGCGACAUUAUCGGGUACUGUGUCCAGUUUCAGUUGACCUCUCUGACUAAAGGGUGCCAGGAGAGUCUGGGCCCACACACCCGCUGGAUGCAGUACCUCCAGCAGGGCCACCAUGUGUGUGUGAAGUGCCAGCCGCCUGCUCUGGCUAACGGACAGCAACACUGUGCUGGAGACGGUGAGGAAAGCCUCGACGACAGGAGACAGUCUCUCCAGUGGCAGGCGGUGGGAAACCCUCGAUGCAAGGGAGUGUGGAGACGUGUGGGGAGGCUGGAGGCCUGCUCCUGCCCAACAGCCCACAGCUUCCUCUUCAUCUGACCUCCUCUUUCCUUCUUGU
Messenger RNA from Pleuronectes platessa (European plaice), 841 nucleotides. RefSeq names its product somatomedin-B and thrombospondin type-1 domain-containing protein. The transcript is spliced from 5 exons. NCBI's taxonomy places the organism in Eukaryota, Metazoa, Chordata, Actinopteri, Pleuronectiformes, Pleuronectidae. The record is from RefSeq and is a predicted model, not a curated record. The coding region runs from base 1 to 822 and encodes 273 amino acids.